Schistosoma rodhaini is the source of this 1287-nucleotide messenger RNA. The record is from the annotation of a GenBank genome assembly. Lineage: Eukaryota; Metazoa; Platyhelminthes; Trematoda; Strigeidida; Schistosomatidae.
AUGUUAGAAGAGUAUUUACUGAUGUGGUCAACUGAUUUAUCAGACAAUAUCAGUAUGCGUACAAAAGAAAUCUUAUCAUCAUCAUCAUCAUCAUCAUCAUCAUCAUCAUCAUCAUCAUCAUCAUCAUCAUCAUCAUCAUCAUCAUCAUCAUCAUCAUCAUCAUCAUCAUCAUCAUCAUCAUCAUCAUCAUCAUCAUCAUCAUCAUCAUCAUCAUCAUCAUCAUCAUCAUCAUCAUCAUCAUCAUCAUCAUCAUCAUCAUCAUCAUCAUCAUCAUCAUCAUCAUCAUCAUCAUCAUCAUCAUCAUCAUCAUCAUCAUCAUCAUCAUCAUCAUCAUCAUCAUCAUCAUCAUCAUCAUCAUCAUCAUCAUCAUCAUCAUCAUCAUCAUCAUCAUCAUCAUCAUCAUCAUCAUCAUCAUCAUCAUCAUCAUCAUCAUCAUCAUCAUCAUCAUCAUCAUCAUCAUCAUCAUCAUCAUCAUCAUCAUCAUCAUCAUCAUCAUCAUCAUCAUCAUCAUCAUCAUCAUCAUCAUCAUCAUCAUCAUCAUCAUCAUCAUCAUCAUCAUCAUCAUCAUCAUCAUCAUCAUCAUCAUCAUCAUCAUCAUCAUCAUCAUCAUCAUCAUCAUCAUCAUCAUCAUCAUCAUCAUCAUCAUCAUCAUCAUCAUCAUCAUCAUCAUCAUCAUCAUCAUCAUCAUCAUCAUCAUCAUCAUCAUCAUCAUCAUCAUCAUCAUCAUCAUCAUCAUCAUCAUCAUCAUCAUCAUCAUCAUCAUCAUCAUCAUCAUCAUCAUCAUCAUCAUCAUCAUCAUCAUCAUCAUCAUCAUCAUCAUCAUCAUCAUCAUCAUCAUCAUCAUCAUCAUCAUCAUCAUCAUCAUCAUCAUCAUCAUCAUCAUCAUCAUCAUCAUCAUCAUCAUCAUCAUCAUCAUCAUCAUCAUCAUCAUCAUCAUCAUCAUCAUCAUCAUCAUCAUCAUCAUCAUCAUCAUCAUCAUCAUCAUCAUCAUCAUCAUCAUCAUCAUCAUCAUCAUCAUCAUCAUCAUCAUCAUCAUCAUCAUCAUCAUCAUCAUCAUCAUCAUCAUCAUCAUCAUCAUCAUCAUCAUCAUCAUCAUCAUCAUCAUCAUCAUCAUCAUCAUCAUCAUCAUCAUCAUCAUCAUCAUCAUCAUCAUCAUCAUCAUCAUCAUCAUCAUCAUCAUCAUCAUCAUCAUCAUCAUCAUCAUCAUCAUCAUCAUCAUCAUCAUCAUCAAUUAAGAGACAUUCAGCACAUAAUAAAGACUAUACCAUUAUGAUAAACUAUGUUUAA